Hipposideros armiger (great roundleaf bat) is the source of this 990-nucleotide messenger RNA. RefSeq names its product suppressor APC domain containing 1 (gene SAPCD1). NCBI's taxonomy places the organism in Eukaryota, Metazoa, Chordata, Mammalia, Chiroptera, Hipposideridae. The record is from RefSeq and is a predicted model, not a curated record.
UGCUGUAGGGAGCAGGGUUUCUACCCAGGGGGACUUCAUGAGAACCAACUUCAACAGGCCCUACAAAAACAGACGAGAGGGAAGAGAGGAGCCCAGGGCAGGUGGCCUUUCCAUGUAUGUACCGGGAACUCCCAGCCUCAGAUAGACACAGCAGGAAGGGCUCUGAGGCUGCAAGACUGGGUAAGACGGGAGGAGAGGGAGCAGCCCUCACCACCAGUGGAUGUGGCUCCACCCUAACCACCUCAGGGCCAUGGGGAGCCGCGGUCCCAGUGGGCUGCCCCUAGAGCAGGCCUCCUACAUGGUUCUGCUACUACUGCUGGGGACAAGCCACCAAGACCCAGGGACCUGGAGCUUCUUCCUCUGGCUGCAGAGGAUGCAGGCUCUGGAGAGGGAACAAGAUGCCCUGUGGCAGGGGCUGAAGCUGCUGGAGCAUGGCCAGGUCUGGCUCGAGGGCUGUCUGAGGGAGGCACAGCAAAAGCAGCUCCGUCUGGGGGACCUUGGUGAGAAUUUUCUAACAGAUUCAGAACCUAGUGGCCCUUAGUUAGGCCAGAUUCAAAAGGUGAACAUCGGUUUGCAGAAUCUGAUUCAGGGGAAGUGAAUAUCCUCCCCUGGUCUCCCCAUGUCCCUUGAACAGGCUAGUUCCUGCGCCAGCCAGGACUGGCAGGGAAGGCCAAGGAAGCAGAACUUGUGGCAGCAACAGGUAAACUGGAGGGGAGGGGGUUGGGCAGAGCACAGAUGCCCAAACUGUUUCUCUCCAGGGGUUAUCAGGAUGGCAGAAAGAAGUCAUUCAGCCAAAAGGGGAGAUGGCUCGGCCGGGCAGCCUCAAGGGGCAGAAGCCUCCCCAGCGUCUAAAGCCUCCUCUCAUUCCACUCAGUUAGUGACAGAAGAGACUGAGUCAGAACCCCCAGCUUCCUUAUUCUGCCUCUUGAUUCAACAGCUAAAUGGCUCCAGGGCGUGGGUCAACUGAAGUCCAAACAUCUUGGUGUAAAA